Molecule: messenger RNA, 2754 nt
Organism: Ogataea haglerorum
Lineage: Eukaryota; Fungi; Ascomycota; Pichiomycetes; Pichiales; Pichiaceae
Exons: 1
Coding region: 1-2754 (917 amino acids)
Biological process (GO): manganese ion transport; intracellular calcium ion homeostasis; calcium ion transmembrane transport
Cellular component (GO): Golgi membrane; endoplasmic reticulum; plasma membrane
Molecular function (GO): P-type calcium transporter activity; ATP hydrolysis activity; ATP binding
Source: RefSeq, a predicted model, not a curated record
AUGGCUUCGGAUAAUCCCUACGCCAGCAAACUGACCGACUCUACUACGGAAGUCGAGCUCUCCCGAAUGGACCAGUUUGAAGACGGUUUAUCCACGCGAUACGCCGGCAAGACCGUGGAGGAAACCGUGCGAGAACUGGACACAGAUGCGCGCAAGGGGCUGUGCAAUCAGAACGAUAUUGUGUACCGGCGAUCUGUUCACGGAGUCAACGAGAUGGUGAACGAAGAAGAGGAGUCUCUGUUUAUCAAAUUUGUGUCGACCUUCUACGGCGAUCCGAUGAUCCUGCUGCUGAUCGGAUCUGCUGGCAUUAGUUUUUACAUGGGCAAUCUGGACGACGCCAUCAGUAUCACUGCCGCUGUGUUGAUCGUUGUGACUGUCGGGUUUGUCCAGGAGUACCGUUCGGAGAAGAGUUUGGAGGCACUGAACAGGCUCGUUCCAGAACAGGCGCAUCUGACGAGAAACGGCACCACAGAGACGGUGAUGGCCUCAACGCUGGUUCCGGGCGACCUGGUGCAUUUCCAGGUCGGUGACCGGAUCCCUGCGGACGUCAGACUCACAGAGGCUGUCCACCUGACCAUUGACGAAAGCAAUCUCACCGGUGAGACGAAUCCGAUCUCCAAGAAUCUGGACGUGGUGACCAAACCUAUGCCUAGCAUUGGAGAGAGAACCAACAUCGCGUUCAUGGGAACGCUGGUCAGAGACGGCCACGGGUCAGGAAUCGUCAUUGCCACGAGUCACAAGACUGCUCUUGGCGGGGUGCACUCUAUGCUGUCGUCUAUCGAGAAGCCCAAGACGCCGCUGCAGAACGCGAUGGGCAAGUUGGGCCAACAGCUCUCUUUUUUCAGUUUUGCGAUUAUUGGCACCAUUGGUAUCAUUGGCGUGAUUGAAGGCCGGUCGUGGCUCGACAUGUUCCAAAUCAGUGUCAGUCUGGCUGUUGCUGCUAUUCCGGAAGGUCUGCCAAUCAUCGUCGCCGUGACUCUUGCGCUGGGCGUGCUCAGAAUGGCUAAACAGCGCGCAAUCGUCAAGAAGCUGCCCAGCGUCGAGACCCUGGGCUCGGUCAACGUCAUCUGCUCGGACAAAACAGGAACUCUGACACAAAACCACAUGACUAUCAGCAAGGUCUGGACCGUCGACAUGAAAACGUCCUACGUGAACCUGGAAAAAAAAGACGUGUCUGCUAGCCUGACCAAAGACGUGAAAUGCAUGCUCGAGACGGGAAACCUGUGCAACAACGCCAAGUACUCGGUCGAAAAGGAGAAAUAUCUUGGCAACCCUACCGACAUCGCUAUCAUUGAGUCUCUGUCCAAGUUUGGAAUGGAAGAUCUGCGAAAUACGAGAGUCCGCUCGAAUGAGUUGCCGUUCAGCUCUAGCCGCAAAUAUAUGGCGAUCUCGUCGCACUUUGGUGACAAGGCCAAGAGCGAGACGUUUGCAAAAGGUGCUAUCGAAAAAAUUGUGGGAAUGUCUAAAAGGUACUACACGAGGGACGGUGAGAUCAAACCGCUCACAGAGGAGGUGACAAAACUAAUCUUCAAGAUGGCCGACGAGCUGGCCUGCGACGGGCUGCGUGUGCUUGGAUUUGCCAGAAACUCAAAGGCCUUCGACAAGGAGCCGUCCGACCUUGUUUUCUGCGGCCUCAUGGGAAUGAACGACCCACCUCGUCCGCAGGUGAGCCAGGCGAUUGCCUCGCUCAUCAGAGGAGGCGUCCACGUGAUCAUGAUCACGGGCGACAGCGAGGUCACUGCAACCAACAUCGCGCGCAAGAUCGGCAUGCCGCUGAGCGACCCGGAGCGCAGCGUCCUUAACGGAGAGAAGAUCGACUCGAUGUCUGAGGAGGACCUGGCGGACGCAAUCCAGUCCGUGUCUGUGUUUGCCAGAACGACUCCAGAACACAAGGUGUCCAUUGUCCGUGCGUUGCAAAUGCGCGGCGACAUUGUGGCCAUGACCGGAGACGGCGUGAAUGACGCUCCUGCGCUCAAGCUUGCCGACAUUGGAAUUGCCAUGGGUAAAAACGGCACAGAUGUUGCCAAGGAGGCUGCAGACAUGGUUUUGACCGACGACGACUUCAGCACGAUUCUGCACGCCAUAAGAGAAGGAAAGGGCAUUUUCAACAACAUCCAGAACUUUCUCACAUUCCAGCUGUCGACCUCUGUGGCUGCUCUUUCUCUGAUUGCCGUUUCCACGCUCUUCAACCUGCCUAAUCCUCUCAACGCCAUGCAGAUCCUAUGGAUCAACAUUCUAAUGGACGGUCCUCCUGCACAGUCGCUCGGUGUCGAGCCUGUGGACCAGGAGGUCAUGAACAAGCCACCUAGACCAAGGUCCGAGAGGAUCCUGACCGCUGCUGUGUUAAAAAGAGUCUUGGGCGCCGCUUUCUGCAUCAUUGUUGGAACCAUGUACGUCUACGUCCGGGAAAUGAAGGAUUCUGUCACGAGACGUGACACCACGAUGACGUUCACGUGCUUUGUUCUCUUUGACAUGUUCAAUGCUCUCUCGUGCCGUUCGUACACCAAGUCUGUGUUCCAGCUCGGCCUUAGAAACUCCAUGUUCAAUUAUGCCGUUGGCGGCUCGCUACUCGGCCAGCUGUGUGCCAUCUACGUGCCGUUCUUCCAGUCGAUUUUCCAAACCGAGGCGCUCAGCUUCAGCGACCUCGCAGACCUCGUCAUGAUCGCUAGUUCCGUCUGGAUCGUGGACGAGGUCCGCAAGUACCUCAGACGCAGAAAGGCGGGUUACGCGUAUGGUUACUCGACGUCUGUCUAG